AUGGAGGAAAAGCCUGUCCAAGUGUCGCCCGAGUUACCGGAUCGCCGUGGCUCAGACAGGGCGAGCCCGCACAGCAACGACAUUCGGAACCUGUGGACCACGGUCACGCUGUCGCAGUCACACCUGAACCUGCCGCUGUCCGGCGUCUGCGAAGACUUCGAUGGGGAAGGCGGCGUGGGCAAGACUCGCAGGUGGUCCGACCAGAAGGAUCUCUGGGAGGACGAUGGGGAGGACUUCAACCUCAGUCCAGGGGACCUGGACGAGCGCAACUUUUUGGAGCGGGAACUGCACCGCGGUGGCUCCCUGGAAAACCUCUUAGAGGGGGACGACGAUUCCAAGAGCGAGUCUGAAAAGUCUUCCUCAAUGUCAUCGCUCAAUAUCCCGAAGUACACCCCCCAUCGAGCCUACUGGGCAGAACAGCAGAACAGGCUGCCGCUGCCCCUGAUGGAACUCAUGGAGAAUGAAGCUCUGGAAAUCCUCACCAAAGCCCUUCGGAGCUACCAGUCGGAGAUCGGCGGGGAACACUUCAUGACCAAGGAGCUGCAGCGAUACAUCGAGGCGCUCCGAAGGCGCCGGAUCAAGAGGCUGAAUGUCAAAGUGCACUAA
Cynocephalus volans (Philippine flying lemur) is the source of this 606-nucleotide messenger RNA. RefSeq names its product catsper channel auxiliary subunit zeta (gene CATSPERZ). The coding region runs from base 1 to 606 and encodes 201 amino acids. Gene Ontology annotation, biological process: flagellated sperm motility; sperm capacitation. Gene Ontology annotation, cellular component: CatSper complex; sperm principal piece. The transcript has 5 exons. The record is from RefSeq and is a predicted model, not a curated record. NCBI's taxonomy places the organism in Eukaryota, Metazoa, Chordata, Mammalia, Dermoptera, Cynocephalidae.